Molecule: messenger RNA, 451 nt
Organism: Soboliphyme baturini
Lineage: Eukaryota; Metazoa; Nematoda; Enoplea; Dioctophymatida; Soboliphymatidae
Source: the annotation of a GenBank genome assembly
CAGUGACACCAUUCCAUUUCUCGGUGUUUAGUCCGACGUGCGCAUUAAGAUCGUUCGUCAGUGUGAGGGUCUCCGUAUUCGGCACUUCGGACAGAGCGCACUGCACUUGCUCAAGGAAGGUGUCAUAUUCUUCCUCCAAAUUGUGCGCAUAGACCUGUACCAAGGUUCAAAGUCUACCGUACUCUGCAAAUAUGGUGAUCGUUGCAGUAACCCAGUUUGCAUCUACAGGCAUGCGAAGUUGAAUGGGUUUGGCGAUGGAUGUAAGAGGCUCAAGAGUCAAUUCAAUCACCAGCGGAAGCAGGUCGAUUUCGGCCGAUUUCAUUGGGAACCAAACUUGGCCGCAGCAGCCGUGGCAGCUACAAUAACGGCAGCAACGGACCCUCCUCAGGAAGCUGUAGUCGAUGUCUCCGUGCCGGUGGUGCCCGACCCUGCCUCCGCUAAGCCGGUGUGA